Molecule: messenger RNA, 5460 nt
Organism: Sphaerodactylus townsendi
Lineage: Eukaryota; Metazoa; Chordata; Lepidosauria; Squamata; Sphaerodactylidae
Gene: CCDC86
Product: coiled-coil domain containing 86
Exons: 4
Coding region: 472-1014 (180 amino acids)
Cellular component (GO): nucleolus
Source: RefSeq, a predicted model, not a curated record
GACGUUCUGUCUUCGCUUUCCUCUUGCUUUUUCACCUCGUGUAUGCCUGAGAAUCAUAGCUGAAGAAUCCUCCUUUCUAGAGUAUUAACGAGUAAUGACGCUCUCCCCUCCCCCUGCACACAAAUUCGCCCCACCCCGUCUCUUUGUGCUUAUGGCUGUUUUGAAUUCCUUGAAUGCCUCCUGCUGCAGCGAAGGUAAUUCUGGUUAAACUCAAACCAGGGCUGAGCUGUAGACAGAACUGCGCACAAGCGUUCAUUCUCGGGCAAACCCAAAAAGCGCGCCGAGUCGCAGUACGACACAGCAAAAUGGAAGGUCUCGAAUAGUUCCUCCAUCUCUAUGGUGAAAUGGCUCCCGAGACUGUAUUCAUGGUCGCGGACGUGACGUCAUUAUACAGGGACACUCUUGAACGUCCCGCGUGGAGGAAGGUAUGUGUACGUUUGUGGAGAACCCCGAGAGAGUCCGAUAAUCUUUAUGGCUGAGAUGGGGCCGGGGAGUGCCGAGACUGAGCAGGCUGCGAAGUUUUUGCCACAUGGGAAUGCAGAAGGAGCUACUGUCUUGCCGGAAACACAACCUGGGAAGCCUCAAGGAACGACUUUGGCCAAGAAACGAAAGGAGGUGGAGGUGACCGUCGUUAUCCCCAAAGGGAAGCCUAAAUCAGGACGGGUGUGGAAGGAUCCCGGCAAGAAACGAUUUUCUCAUAUGAUUCAGGACAAGCCUUUGCAUACCUCUUGGGAACGCAAGAUGAAGGUACGUCAGGAGAAAAAAGCGGUCAAAGAUUUUGUCCGGCAGCUGGAGGAAGAAAAACAGAGAGAACGUGAGAAGAAAAAACAGCGACGAGAGGAGAACUUAAAACGACGACUGGAGAAUGAGAGGAAAGCAGAGAUCGUGCAAGUGAUUCGAAAUCCGCUGAAAUUGAAGCGUGCAAAGAAGAAGCAAUUGCGCCGUAUUGAGAAGCGAGACACGCUGGCUCUGUUACAGAAACACCAGGCACAGCGCAAAGCUUCCAAGGAUUGAGGGGAAAUUAUUUAUCACUAUAUGGAAAGAUAACUCCCUAGGACAUAUAAGUCAGGAUGCUGGCCCAAGUUCACAAGGCAGCUAGUGUACUGCUUGUUCUAUUUUGGCUUCUCUUGCAACUGAAGCUCAGAUCUUUACCGAGAAGACUACAUUGCAUUCAUGCACUCCUUUGCUGAAUUCUCUCUCUCUCUCUCUCUCUCUUAAUUUUUUUGGCAAUGGAGAAGCAAAAUGCCACCUACUGACUUCCUAGGAUCUUCUAAUACAAAGAACAGCAAAUGUAUCUGAAUUCAAGCAAAGCAAUGUAGAGUGUCUAUAGACUUACACUUAAGGUAUAUAUGAAAGAUCCUAAAUAACCUAGUGGUAAUUUGCAAAAGUGUUCUUCACAGGGAUAGAAUAAAAAGGGCAGUCUCUUGGAUUGGAAGUUCUGAAAUGUUUAGUUUAUCUGAUUUGAAAAUCGGCUGUGAUCUUUGGCUAUAGGGCAACAUGGUGUGGUGGACCUAACUGUACAACUUAGUACUGAGCUGGGUGUAUAAUUUCCAUUGCCUUUCCUAGCUGUGCUGGCUGUUUUAAAUGUGGGGCAUCGUGAGGGGUGGGGUGGGGUGGUCCAGACUUCUGUCUUAGCCACUUUCAGUAGCUAGAAACUUGAAGGUGUCAUUAACAAUAAUCAAAACUAGGUACUCAUCUACAUUUUUUUGCAUCAAUAGCUACAAAGAUCCAGUGUCAAAGGCUCCAGUCCAGCUCAUCUCUUUGAGUGUACAAAUGAGUACACAGUGGGUAUUUUUGCAAAGAACAACUAACUGUAUGGCAGUCUCAAGGAAGGUUUAAAAUUAACUUCUCUGAUACUCCUUGUUUUGCCACAAAUAAAAUCCUUGCUCUUUUCUGGAUUUAGGUCAGUAGAUUUAUUUGCACGUUGUGUAACAAAAUCCUGCCCUUGAUUGGUCAAAAUCAAGGCAGUGUUCACUCAGAGACCAACUAUUGUUCAAGAACUUGGCUAGCAGUAACAGUUUCACUGCUGUGGACAGAAGCAGAAUUACAGCAAGUUAAACUCCAUUCUGAGAAUAGUAUAUCAUUAGCAAAGGGCUAAUACAUUGUUCAGGAGAGCGUUAUGUCCUACAAAGCAAAGGCUGCUUGCAAGGCAUGAAAACACAGUCCUGCCAAAGCAGCACCAAGCAGGAUGGGAAUCAUAAUUGCACACACAUUCCCAUUCCUGCAUCACUUACUGCUUAUUGAGAGUAUUUAUGUUUGGAAGUGACUGUUCUUGACAGUAUAAGUAAUAUGUGCUGAAAUUUCAAAAGUCAGAGAAAUGUUUAGAUAAUGGUUAGGGCCGGCUUUAGCGUUCUUGUCUUUCCCCAGACUAACAAAAGUUAAGUCAAAUACAAAAUUAUAGAACAAAUUACACAAAACUAAAGAACUUUUUAAAAUUGAUUUGCACAGGUAUGGAAUUCUCUCUCUUUUUGGCUGCCUUUGGCACAAAAUUUGAAUUGUUUGGCUGCAGAAUUAAAUGCAAUUAUAAAGCAUACACUUCUGUGACUCAAGGGUGAAAAUGGAAGUGGAGAUCUUCAGAAUGCUGAAGUCUGCAACCUCUUUUCUAAACUUUAAAGGUAUUCAGAGUCCAUACAGAGCACAUGUCUAGAAAUAAUAUUUUCCCUUAGAACUCAUCACACAAACUCAUCCAUAUUUUGUAACGUUCCUUUUUUACUUCAAAAACUGAUUUCAUUUUCUUUUUUUCCUCUUGCACACACUUUCCCUUAAUCUUUAUUCAGGUAUUUAAACUUUUUUUAGUGUGGUUAUUCCAUCCAUUUUAUGUGAGUUAUGUAUAACAUGUAGUUGAUGUAACAUUGCAUAAAAAUGUCAACAAAUGAACUCAAAACUGAAAAUGGAUGAAAUGAAAAGGCAUACAGUGACAGUAUACAAAAACAUCCUUAUUAGUAGAAUGCCAGAUCUGAGUCAAAUGACAACAGUAGAGUGGGACCUCAGAAAUGCAAAAACAAACGAAGAGGGCAGGGCCUCAGGGUCAUUGACCUCUUGAUGAAGCUGAAAUGUCACCUGAAUUAGACAUGAAUGUGUUACCUUUCAUCAGUAAAUGAUUGCUUAGCUGAAUACCAUCCCAAGAAAAAAACAAGGCAUUAAGUUAACAGAGGAGGUCAAAGUCCUCCAACCUUCAGAAAAACUGAGCUUUGAUUUUGUAUAUGACAAGUUGGGACUAAUGACGAUUUCAUAAGGGGCAGCAGAUUAUGUGUGAGGGGGUUGGGGUUGGGCAGCCCUACUUCACUGCUAAGGGCAUAACCCCCCAAAUGCAAUCACUCAACAAGAAGCAACUUUGGAUCACAGCCAAAGGGAUCAGCUAGGGAGGGAAAUGUAUUUCCCCAAAAUCUAAUUCUGCCUCCCCUUGUGAUCAUUUCAAAGUAAAGCCGCAAGCCUUCUUCACCAUCGAACAGCUUCUUCCGCAGGGAACUGACAGAAGCUCUCCAACAACCUGCUGCCUAUUAAGCAAGAGAAUCAGCAUGCAGAAGCUUGCUUUUGCAUCAAGAUCCCUUACUAUGUUAAGGGUGUCUAUGUUAAAAAUAAUCGUAAAUAUGCUUACUUCAGCAGCUUAUAUACUAUUUUAUUAUUUAUGUGUUUAAUCCUUUUAUCCCUGAUUGGGAGCCGAAGCUGUUUUGGCCCAAUUCAGAGAUUGGCAAAAAGUAACCAUACAACGUUUGUGUCUCAGGAGUUAUUUAGCUCAAAAUAGGAACUGAUGAGAACAAGAAUGGAUCUGAACAAAUAAGCAGUCUUUCCCAAAUGGAUGUCCUCUCUUACCCAGUUGGGUUCAUGUAACACACCCAUGUAAAUGUUAUUUCACUGAAAAGGUUGAAUACCCUUUGUAGCCUACUAGCUGUAAAACUGCAUGCUGUUUGCAAAUAAAGCCUCAACAAAUCAAGGAGGGCCAAACUAGAAAGAAGUGAAAGACUGUCUCUCAAGGGUUAGAUCUGAGUCCAGUAGUACCUUAAGAGACCAAUAAGAUUUUAACAGUCAAAGCUCCCUUUGUCUGAUAUCUGACAGAAGGAGCUUUAAGUCUUUAAAAGCUCGUAUCCCACAGAUCUUGUUGAUCUGUAAGGCACUACUGGACUCCCACCAUACAAUUUUUUUUAAAAAUCACACCCAUGAACUGGGGGAGAUUUUCUGCAAACCUGAGGAAAACAAUUGCCUUUGCAUCUGUAGUGGCUGCCCAUUUUGAAGCAGCUGACAUCAUCUUUGAAGAUGCUUGGUUUGGUAUCUUCCAACAUUCCCUGUAACCUUAACAUUUCAUGAUUGGCCUUGCUUCCUAUGGUAGCCAUUGUAUAUUAGUUAGAUCCAGUGGUAGGAUUUAAAUAAUUUAACCAGUUCUGGUGGUGGGAUUCAUAUAAUUUAACAACUGGUUGUUUACAAGCACCAUUUUAACAACUGGUUCUGCCAAAGUGGUGCGAACCUGCUGAAUCCCACCACUGGUUAGAUCCUCCCAUGCUAAGUAGCAUAUAGGGCAACAAGUGCUCUCCAGCAUUUCUUGUCUUAGGUGAAUGUUUCAGCCUCUUCCCAUUCAGUGCUUUCAGGUCUUGCUAAAAUGUUCUCCUCCAGAUGUUUUGGGGGUGUCCUCGCUGUCGUUUGGCAUCAGGAGGAAUCCACCUCGUUGCCAUCUUUGGGAUCCAAUCGUUCUCCAUGCAAAGGACGUGGCCAGCCAGUCAAAGUCUUCUGUGUGCAACAAUGGUAUGGAGUUUGCGCAUGCCACUCCUUCAGAGCAUCUCUUCGUUAGUGAUGUGGUCAUAAUAUCAGAUCUUCAGGAUUCGGUGUAGGCACUUCUGUUGGAAGACAUCGAGCCUAUUUUUGAUACUUGUAGAUGCUUUCCAGGUCUCGCUAGCAUAAAUGUAUAUUGUAUAUUGGUUCUCAAAAUUCCAAAAGGGAUCGCAGGCUAAACAGAGUUGGGGAUCCAUGCUUUAAGACUAAAGGUCUUGAAAGCAGGGUACUUGAAGGAUGACUUCUCACGCCAUACAGCUUGCUGGCUUAGACCCUCUUCCCAAGCUCUGCUCUCUCCCCUUGCCUGCUGACGUGAGGCAGAUCACAAUUAGAGUCAGGGAUUUUUCAGUGGCACUAUCACAUCUUUGGAAUGCACUCCCCCUUCAGUCUCACCUGGCAUCACCUUCGCUGUCAUUUACACUAGGCCAAAAUGCUUAUGUAUACCAGCUUUUUCACUGAGGAGCUUCAUUUUUUUGCUGCUAUUGUUAUGGCUUGUGUCUAGCUGGAAGGUUGUUUUGUAGGUAAUAUUUUAGUUUGCUGAGUAUUAUUUUAUAUCCCUAACAUACUUCUUACUUGUUUGCUGGUUUUAAUAUUUAUAUUUUUAAAAACUUCAGAGUUGUAUUGUUUUUACCUUGUGAAAUACCUUAUGUAGAUUGCUGGAUAAUUAAAUAAAAUCAUGUAUGUGUUUGCCUCUGA